AUGACCUCACCAUUCUCAAAAUUCCCACUCUCUUUCUUCUACUUCUUCCUCACUCUCAUGCCCUUCCACGUAAUUUCACAGUCCCCGGCCACCACCGCUGAUCAGACAACCCUACUCAAUCUCAAACAGCUAUGGCGGAGUCCGCCGUGGACAGCCUCCUGGAACUCCUCAUCCUCGCCGUGUACCUGGCCGGCGAUUGAGUGCACCGCCGGCACAGUCACCGGACUUCUCCUCCACGACAAAAACAUCACGGACACAAUCCCACCGUUGAUCUGCGACCUCAAAAACCUCACCGUGCUCGACCUCUCGUACAAUUACCUCCAGGGCGACUUCCCUACGGUUCUCUACAAUUGCUCCGGUCUCCAAUACCUAGACCUCUCUCAGAACUUCUUCGUCGGCCCAAUACCCUCCGACAUCGACCGGUUAUCCUCUCUCCAGUUCAUCAACGUCGGCGGCAACAAUUUCUCCGGCGAGAUCCCGCCGGCAAUCAGCCGGUUACCGGAGCUCCGGGCAUUGCACCUGUGGCAAAACCUGUUCAACGGCACGGUUCCGAUCGAAAUCGGAAAUUUAGCGAAUCUAGUGAAUCUAAGUAUGGCUUAUAAUACUCUGCUUUUGCCAUCGAUAAUUCCGAUAGAGUGGGGGAAUUUGAAAAACCUGGAGUACUUGUCGAUGACGAGGACGAACUUGAUCGGGAAAAUACCGGAUAGUUUUGCGAAUUUGUCCAGUCUUCAACACUUGGAUCUCGCUGUGAACCAUCUGGACGGUCCACUUCCUCAAGGACUGUUCCAAUUGAAGAACUUGAGUGAUGUCUAUUUAUACAAUAACAAUUUGUCCGGUGAAAUUCCGACUCCGAUCGAGUCACUGAACUUGAUCAAAUUGGACAUGUCCACGAACAAUUUGACAGGUUCGAUGCCAUCUGAUUUCGGAAAAUUGAAUCAAUUGAAAGUCAUGAUUCUGUAUACGAAUCAACUUUCCGGCGAAUUACCACCCAGCAUCGGCCAAAUCGCAGCCCUAGAGAUCUUCCGGGUGUUCGAAAAUAAACUCAAUGGUACUUUGCCGCCGGAAUUCGGUCUUCAUUCGAAACUCCAAUAUUUCGAGGUUUCCGACAACCAGUUCACCGGAGAUUUGCCUCAAAAUUUAUGCGCCGGGAAGACUUUAUUCCGCGUGGCGGCUUCCUCAAAUUCUUUCACCGGGACCGUGCCUGAAUCGCUUGGAAAUUGCCAAGCUUUGCGUGAUGUUCUGCUAUUCAACAACAAAUUUUCCGGUGAAAUUCCUUAA
Molecule: messenger RNA, 1278 nt
Organism: Camellia sinensis
Lineage: Eukaryota; Viridiplantae; Streptophyta; Magnoliopsida; Ericales; Theaceae
Source: RefSeq, a predicted model, not a curated record